This is a messenger RNA of Penicillium brasilianum, 2095 nucleotides long. NCBI's taxonomy places the organism in Eukaryota, Fungi, Ascomycota, Eurotiomycetes, Eurotiales, Aspergillaceae. The record is from the annotation of a GenBank genome assembly.
GCUCUAUAGACAAGUAUAGCUCAGCAAAGAUGACGGAGCCUGCCGGACGACUCAACCAACCAAAAGCCAAGUGGAUUCUUCCCGCGUGGGGAAAGCUUCCAAGGUUCCGGGCGACCCGUAGAGAACAAAAUCUCACCACUCCUUCCAGCAGGCUUUCUUUUCAUGGAAUAACUUUCGGUCCCGUCCCAAUUCAAUCCUUCAUUCUCUUCUACUUAUCUAUUAUUCAACCCUGGUGCCGUCUCCGUCUCCACUGCCCACUUGUUACGAGGAGCCUCCAGCCUGGACCAACUACGCGACGCGCCAUCUUAUCAUCCUGCCUUAUCGCCUCGGGACGAAUUUUCUCCUUGAAGCGGCCCCCCCUAUCCUUUACUCUCUAGGCUCUACAGCUAAAGUCCCGAUUCUUUUAUCCCUCCGACCAGAUCCGAUCGCUUCUCCCUCAUCUAUCGCUAGCUUCCCUCCUUAUCAUCCUUAUCUCUCGCAAAGACCACCACCGACUGUGCUAUACCCUCGACCGACGGCUGCCACUGUGUCGUGUCAUUCUUCCCCAAUCAACACAUCAACAACCUACUCCUCUGCCAUCCACAAUGAGUGCUCGCACACGACGACAAAAGGCCGCCUUGGGCGUGCCCGCCGACGAUAGCGAAGAUCUGUCCACUGGAAAUGGCGGUCUCUCGACCUCAUCCAAAUCCACCAAGCGCACGCCUUCCAAAAAGAGGUCACGAUCCGCUCUCAAGGAAGAGGAUGAACAGGAGAACAUCUUCCUGUUCGCACCGAACCUCAUCGGGUAUUUCCGAGUUGUCCUUGCUUUCGCAUCCCUCUACUAUAUGCCCCUCCAUCCUCGCACAUGUUCUCUUCUUUACAGCGUGUCUUGUCUGCUCGACGCAUUGGAUGGAUAUGCAGCGCGUUACUUUAACCAAUCGACCACCUUCGGCGCCGUGUUGGACAUGGUGACCGACCGCUGCACGACCUCUUGCUUGAUUGUCUUCCUGAGCUCCGCCUGGCCCCGAUGGGCUAUCGUCUUUCAGGGCUUGAUCUGCCUGGACUUGGCCAGUCACUACAUGCACAUGUACGCUACGCUGAGUAUGGGUGGUUCCGACCAGAGUCACAAGAAGGUCGACUCCAGCCGCAGCUGGAUCCUCUACCAGUACUACCACAGCAGGGUUGUUCUGUUCAUUUGCUGCGCUCUCAAUGAGCUGUUCUUCAUCGGCCUCUACCUGCUCUCUUUCUCCUCGCCGAUCCUUUCGCCCUCGCUCCUCCAGCCCGUCGCCGGCACCCAGCCUUCCUCGGUGCAGCCCGGAAACCCCGCCAACCCCGUCCCCAGCAGCCUUUUCGCGAGCCCGUGGAGUGCGGGUGCCCUCGAGAUGGCCCGCGCCAACAAGAUCGAUAGCUUCUGGCCAUGGGUCAUCACCGGCAUCUCUGCCCCGGUCAUGUUGUUCAAACAAUUUGUCAACGUUGUUCAGCUAGUCAAUGCCAGCCGCUGGCUCGCAGAAGGCGACCGCCAGGCCCGCCGUGCCAACCGCAAAAAGUAACCUGCUGUGGAUGUUGCUGGAAGCGUGGCGUAGAUCAAUCUGGCUCGCCAGCUUCCGGUUAGUUGAGAAGUUCUUCCUUUUUGUCUUUCGCCCGACUUGUCCUCGGGUCCUGCAUGUCUUUGGAGCUUCGGUCGGUCUGUGAUUUUUUAUUCAGGGAGUCCCAUGGGCUGGUUAGCGCAAGAAGCUAUCACCCUAGACCUCCUGACGGAAUGUUUGAUUUGAUGGUUUCGAGUCAUACUGUGAUGAGCAUCUUUGGUAGGAUGGGGAAACGGUCUUCCCCUGGAAUGGUCUGAAUGUCGAAAGACCCUUGUAUAGGGCACACACAACGUUGUGUCUCCAUGCUGCUUUCACUUUGUUUUUUUUUCUUGUCGCUUCUUUUCAUACCUGUCUCUUCGAUCUUGUCGUUUUCACCUCAUUGUUCUUUUCCCCCUUCUUGGUCUGACCAUUCUUAAUGCCGCUGUUAUACAUCAUUUAAUGCAUGUCUUCUGAGUCUGAAACGUCAAGAUUUCGUAAAUAGCAUCGAUAAUAUAAGAUGAAAUGACUCAAAUCCAACCCUGGCGGCCCGC